Messenger RNA from Prorocentrum cordatum, 321 nucleotides. The record is from the annotation of a GenBank genome assembly. Lineage: Eukaryota; Dinophyceae; Prorocentrales; Prorocentraceae.
GACAUCUACUCGCUGGAGAACCCCUCGCCGGCGGACUACGGCCCCGUGCGCACGCUUUGCCUCGGCGCGCCCUGCAGCGUCUGUGGCGCUCCCGUCUGCGCGGCUGGCAGCUGCUCCUUGUUCUACAGCGCGCGCUUCUGCAGGCCGUGCGCGGCGGCCGCGCGGGGAUCCCUGCCCUCGUUCUUGGACAAGGACCUGCAGAGGCUGCUCGGCGGACAGCAGGGCCCGGAGAGGCUUUCGGGAAGGUCAACUCGUACGAGCACGGCCAGCUGCAGGCGUUCUACGAGGAAUUCCUGGCCUACCUCGACCUGGCGCAGGUGA